This is a messenger RNA of Klebsormidium nitens, 2056 nucleotides long. Lineage: Eukaryota; Viridiplantae; Streptophyta; Klebsormidiophyceae; Klebsormidiales; Klebsormidiaceae. The record is from the annotation of a GenBank genome assembly.
CUGAAACUGGCAUGCAGUGGAGCUAUUUAAGCUAGCCGCUUAGCUAGAGCCUAGCCUACUACAGCCUCAGGCUUGCUAGAGGCUUUGCAGUUGGCCUGAAAACAUCGCCACCAUUCCAGAGGGGGGUGGCAAUGGCUGCUGCAAUUGUAAUGUCUCUGCACACGGAGGCUCUAGGAAGGCUCAAUGCAACCGGAGCUACUUGCCAGCCGCAAAGGCCAGCUACUAGUGCGCGCCCUUUGUUGCCAAAGAGGCUGAUUUCGGCACAUCCUCAAAUCCUGCAAAGCAAUUUCCACCAAUCAACAGUUUUUACAUCACAGUACACCCCAGCAAGUUUUCAGAAAUUAGGAGGAGCUCCCAAGGGCGUUUGCAAGUCAGCAGGGUCCGUGUCCCCACCACCAGACCCAGACAAUUCUGACCCAGCAUUGUGGAGUAGCGAGGAAAUUGGAGAAUACCUCGCAGCAAAAACUGGAGACUCCAAGUUGAAGUCUCAAGUGAUGAAAGCAGGGAUCACCGGAUUCUCGAUGCAUACGCUGACCGCCAGCGAUAUGGAGCACUGGGGUCUUGAGCCCAGAGUUAUAAUGCGGGCAUUUUGCUUCAUUGAGGGGCUUCUUCGUAAGCUCGACGUGCGCUCUUUUCAUCGCGUCCACUCUGCGAUGACUGACGACGAGUUUGCCAACGUCGUGGACGAAGCGAGUGCAGCCUUUGAGAACCUAAAAAUUCUGGGAGCGAGAGGGUUUGUAAAGAUGAAACCUUCAGAGUGGGCGCACUUUCUCGAUAGCGAGGUCCUUGGCUCCAGAUUGGAAACUGCUAUCAACCAGCCCAAGAACAUCACACUGGUGCAGGCGGAAAACAUGGAGAAGUCGGUGACGGUGUUUGGGCAGGAGGGGCUGGACAAACUAAUCAGCCACAGCCAGUACCUCAUCCUUCUUGGGAGCACUGAAGAGGAGGAGAAAGUCUUUGUGACCAAGUUCUGGGACCUCAAAAACGGUGAACGGUAUACCACUGAUGAGAGUGUGAGUCGAUACGAGAAGCUGCGCAGACAUCUUGAACAAGAUCAACAUCAAGACAGUGAGACGGUUAUGAACCAGGCAUUCCUCAGCCUCAUCAACACCGCAGGAGCGGCAUUCUUAGACUUUGACCCGAUGGAAGGCACCGCACCCUGCCUGCCGGGGGGGCAGCUUGACAAGGGGUCUAGCACUUUGGCUCAAGGGCUGCCGAUGCCUGUGGCGCACCGGGUACAUUUGCCAACAUGGAGGCAUGGCAAACGUCUUUAUCCACAACUGGAAUUCGACGCAGUGGCCCUUAUUGGGUUCGAGGACGGAAGGAAGGCCAUCGUCGUGGGAGAGAGAAAGAUACAUGCGAUUCGAGAAGACGUCUUGAAUCUGGCACAUCGCGCCAUCAAUUUGCGGGCGCGCCUGCUGGCAGGGGACCCACUGUUAACAACUCCAACGGGCAGAAUGCGCGACAAGGAACUGUAUCGGGCACUUUCCAGUAACCUGUCCCCCCACUCCGGCCUCCGAUUCGUUCCACUCCUUUUUGCUGAGAUUUACGACCCGGAAGUUAAGACAAGUGCCUUGGAGAAUGAAGUUGCUCUUCUCACUCGGGAUGGAGGGGCGGUCGACGUGGUGGUUCCAGUAGAUUUCGAUUCCCUAGAUCCAAUUGUAGGAACCUGUUGAUUUCUGCGUCGUCUGUUGCAAUCUGGUGUAAGCUUACUGGCCUAGACGUAUCCAAACAAUCUCCUUUCGACAGACCAGUCGGACAUUGCCAAUCUACGACAAGAAAAGAACUGCAAACGCCAGCGAGUGAUUUCGUAAGCAUUUGUCUGGUAAUCUUUUAAUGGAUAAGGUUUCGUGCUUUCAUUUUGAGUCUUAGUACCGGGACGGUCGAUCGUUUUCACGACUCGGUUAAGUAGUUAAAGCCGUACAUCCCUGGCAAUGAAUAGGAAGGUUUCUUACGCAAAAGUGUUGAUGUGUCAUGCAGAUGUGGACACUGUGGUACGUCAUAGCUGAGAUUGGAUCGACACAAGUAUAAUCGACGCCGACGACCUUUAAGUAAU